UUGUGAAAUUCAAAAACAACUGUGAAACGCAGAGAAAACGACAACCCAUCUACGCGAGCAGAGAGGUGGCAAGGUGCGACUACGUUGCGACGAGAAAGAAAGAAAACCAGCGACUUUCGCCUUUUGGUGUGACUAGCUUUCUUGCUUGUUGGGCCUUUGUUAUUAUACACAACGCUCGUUCCAUCGUGCAGCACACCGACCAGUAUUAUUAUUUCGCUUUCGCUGCACGAUAUCGGCGGCGUCCAGCCGCUUGGCUCGGCCACCUUUAAUCCCGCGGAAGGUAGCAAAUAGGCAGUAUCGCGUUUGUUGUGAAACGGUGUGCAUCCUUGCGAAAGGUGAUAACAACACUUCCUCGUUGCGUCCAAAUUACCCAAAUACACAGUGGUAGCGUGAGUGAUUACGUUGCGUACUGCAAAUAGAGAAACCUUAAGUAAACAUUCGCAUCGCAGUGUUCAUCUCUAAGCUCAUCUGUCAACCAGAGCAGCAGAAUUGUACCAUGCGCCGUAUGGCUUAACACAUUCUCGCCCAAUACGCGAUUGUGUUCAGAGACCGGUAACCUCGUUGAAACAAGCACGCUGAAUCUCGGCGUGAGACUAAUUUGAUAAACAGUGGCACAGCGGGUGAUCUGUAUUGGAAAGUGCCAUUUAAUUACAGCGCAAUGUCACUGCGAGCGAUACAGAAGCGGGACAGAGAGAAACUAUCGUCGUCUCAGCGACAACAGCAACCACAGCUUAUCAGCGGUCAUAGUCAACGCACUGGUGUUGGUAGUGCCCCGCUUCUGAUGCCGUACGACGGCACGGCUACUACGACGGCGACUAAGCGGAUGACAGCUGCGGGCGACAACGAUAUUCACAGCAUUGUUCCUUCGGUUCAAUCGAACAUACAGAAUAAGAAUGCAAAGGGUAAAGCAGGAGCAGCAGUGAGUAAUGCAUUCAUAACCCGUCCAUUACCGUUGGCCAGCGCCUACAUCCGACGUUGCAGUUCGCAUCCGACACUAUUGUCGACAACACACGGAACAACUUCGUCACCGGUGUUCGAUCGGACAAAAUGGAAAUUGCGUUCCGUUAAAUCGGAAAGUGAUCUUCAAGCGGCACGCGAUCGCCCAGAGCACUCUGUUGCCGGUUUUGGUCCAGGCACUGCAGCGACCGUCGGGAUUCAGCACAGUGGCAGUGGCAGCUUCAGCACCAGCAAUUUCUAUCUCGGUGCAAAGUCGGAAGUGUGCCUGAAAACGCUGGCCGUGAAAAACACUCUGCCAUACGUGAGCACGAGUUUGAUGAUGCAGCAACCCCAGCAGCAUCAACACCAGUCGAACCAGAGAAGUCUCGGCCAUGGCGCUGGGGACAAUGAACGGAACUCUCGAGCAACGAUAACGCCACCAUCGAAACGACUCUAUGAAAGUCGGCGGACCUCCGAGCUCGCGGCAAGCGAUUUCGGUGCGAACAAAUCGAAUAACGCCAGAAUUGCGGCGGCGGCUGCUUCAAUUCGCAUUCCCAUUGUCGGCUAUGAAGUCAUGGAGGAGAGAGCGCGAUUCACGAUAUUUAAGUUGCGCAUAGAGAACAGCAUAUCGCACAGCUGCUGGUUAGUACUUCGGAGGUACACCGACUUUGUACGUCUCAACAACAAACUGAAGAGUGCCUUCCCACACUGCAAUCUCGUGCUGCCCCGUAAAAAGUGGUUUGGCGACAACUUCAGCACCGGUUUCAUCGACAACCGGAUACAGGGGCUGCAAGCGUUCAUCAACAUCAUUCUCGGAGAUGAUGCCAUGCGCACCUGUCAAGCGGUUCGUGAUUUUUUCUGUCUCGACGAACCGCCACCCUCGUACUCGGAGAGUAUGGAAGAAUCCAGGGUCAUCUUCGAGGCACAGGAAGAACGAAUCUCAGAGCUAAGGCAGCAGCUGCAAACCAAAGAAGAUCUCAUACAGACACUGCAGAAAAGAUUGGCCACCGAAACCAAUCGCAACACCAUUCUGAGCAACGUGCUAAGAAAUACUGCCGAAAAUUGUGCCAAAUGUGCAAAGUGCAUCGAUCAGCAGUUAAAGGAAUCCGUCUUCAAAUAG
This is a messenger RNA of Anopheles bellator, 2056 nucleotides long. RefSeq lists its product as uncharacterized. The transcript is spliced from 4 exons. Gene Ontology annotation, molecular function: phosphatidylinositol binding. NCBI's taxonomy places the organism in Eukaryota, Metazoa, Arthropoda, Insecta, Diptera, Culicidae. Gene Ontology annotation, biological process: protein targeting to lysosome; early endosome to late endosome transport; endosome to lysosome transport. Gene Ontology annotation, cellular component: early endosome; late endosome; extrinsic component of endosome membrane. Bases 659 to 2056 code for a protein of 465 amino acids. The record is from RefSeq and is a predicted model, not a curated record.